UGCGAGAGCGGCUUUAUCAAUGUCGACGAGUCGGGCAGGUCGUUGUCGCGGUCGGUUAAGCACGUCGAAUUCGGUCGAGUUACGUCGACGAAGGCGACAGGUCAGAAACGAAGCAUUUUAGCGAAAAGUCGUUUCCGCUACCCUUUUACAGCACACGCAAAAUUUCCAGUCAUGAACAUCUGGCGAAAGCUGACGAGAAUGUUGGGUUUUGUAAGGCGGACGCCACGUCGGCGAAAAGCACGCGUGCUAUUCAUCGGACUGAACAAUGCUGGCAAGAGCACACUGCUGAACCGCCUGAAACCGGACCGCGAACAACUGUCCAGGAAACUGAUCUCGCCUACCGUCGGCUUCACUACCGAUACGUUCGUAUACAACAACGUCAAAUUCACCGCCAGCGACAUGUCCGGCCGCGACGGGUACCGUAGCAUGUGGGAGUCGAUGUACGCGCACUGCGACGCCAUCGUGUUCGUGGUGGACAGCACGGACCAGAUGCGGUUCGCCGUGGUCAAGGACGAGCUGGACAUGAUGCUCCGCCACCCGGACGUGGCCGACCGGCCGGACCUGCCCAUACUGUUCGUGGCCAACAAGACGGCCGCGCCGGACGCGUGCGGUGCGUCCGCCCUGGCCGGCGCGCUCAGGCUGCACGAGCACGUGGAACAGGACCGCCCGUGGCGGCUGGCCAGUACAGACGCGGUGGCCGCGCCGGGACAACCGGCUGACGACGGGCUGGGCGACGCCAUGGAGUGGCUGGCGGAAUUGGUCAAGUACGCCCGGCGGCGAUAACGUGUCCGGUCCGCCGCCAAAUUCGUUUGUCAUUUUCACAACGACCGAACAAAAUCUUACGGUUUAUCUGUGUAAUUUUUUUUUUUUUUUGGCCGUCAUCAUUUCACCGUGAUGUGUAUAAGUAUUUCGUUACUAUUAUUAUUAUUAUUGUCAUCCGCCCUGUACACAAAUUCGAAAACGAUAUUUGUCCGAUUUUCACAUUUUAGUAAUAGGUAUACCUAUUGCUAAGCAACUACAGCACACGAAAAGCACGGAAGGCUUUGCUCUUUUUAUAUUCAAAUAAACGGGCUCAUAGAUGUUAUUUCUUUUUUUAACCUGUUCCUAUGUGACUACGUAACCUAUUUAAAGUUUGAAACGUGUAGUUUAAUCACGAGAUGAUCCUUUUAUCGCGUAACACACGAUUGUCACACAUUACGUCUGAUUAUUGUUCUAUUCACGUUCAUAUUGACAAUAUUUUUUUCAUAUCAUUUUAAUUCGUUAAAAAAUGACGUUUUUGGAAAAUAAUUAUAUUAUCUAC
Molecule: messenger RNA, 1300 nt
Organism: Melanaphis sacchari
Lineage: Eukaryota; Metazoa; Arthropoda; Insecta; Hemiptera; Aphididae
Gene: Arl6
Product: ADP-ribosylation factor-like protein 6
Exons: 2
Coding region: 172-783 (203 amino acids)
Biological process (GO): vesicle-mediated transport; protein localization to cilium; intracellular protein transport
Cellular component (GO): cytoplasm; axoneme
Molecular function (GO): GTP binding; GTPase activity
Source: RefSeq, a predicted model, not a curated record